AUGGCUUUACCAGUGAUGGUGAUGUCCGAGACGAUGAUACCCCAGGUAAUCACCAAGUCGAGGGGCUGGCCAUCGAUCCAGUUGUUUCUUCAACAGGUGACAUUGCUUCUGAACCUGAUUGAGGAUCUUCUAUCCAUUGUGAGUAGUAAGGAAAAGGAGGAAGAGGAGCAAGCUGUGAACAGGCAGACGGCACUCUACAGCUUGAAGCUACUGUGCAAGUGCUUCGGUACUAAUCAGCAAAAUCCAUUUGUGCCUGUGCUGACGACAGCCGUUGACCUGAUCACAGGUGAUAGUGAGGAGGAAAGAAACGUGCUGGCAAGUGCAUUGCUCUGUGUAGCUGAAGUUACCUCUGCACUCAAAGCAUUAGCAAUACCACAGCUUCCAAGGCUAAUGCCAGGGCUGUUGAAGAUGUUGAGAAACCACAAGGCCCUGCUGUCCAAUGAGAUUUAUUUGCUGAGUGCUGUUGCAGCCUUGCAGAAAGUUACAGAAACGUUACCUCACUUCAUUAGUCCCUACCUGCUGGGCAUUCUGACACAAAUCACCUGCUUGACACAGAUUGCUUCCAGGCCAAGCCACUCCUCACAACUCAACCUACGACUCACAUCUCUCCGCACCACCCUAGCCACGAAGCUCGCUCCUCGGGUUCUGUUGCCUGCAGUUAGUAAAUGUUACAAUAAACUUGUUGACACUAAUCAGAACUGUUUGGGUCCACUCAUGCUUAUCCUCAAGGAAAACAUCAGUCACAUGGAAAAGGAACAACUGAACUCCCAUCAGUCUGAGCUUACGUCAUUCUUCCUCAAAGCCCUGGAUUUCAGAGCAGAUCAUUUGGAGGUUGACUUGGAUAAAGUGAGUGAAAUUGAGGGUCACAUCAUUAACUGCCUCAUCGUUAUGGUGAUGAAACUUUCAGAGAUUACGUUCAGGCCUCUGUUCUUCAAGCUCUUCGACUGGUCCAAGUCAGAAGGACAGCCCAAGGAUCGAAUGAUCACAUUCAGCCGUUUAGCAGACUGCAUCGCAGACAAGCUGAAAGGAUUGUUCACCUUGUUUGCUGGAAACUUAGUGAAACCUUUCGCUGACAUUCUGAACCAGACAAAUUCGGUCAAGACUGAUGAAGCUUUCUUUGACUCCAAAUGGAAUACAGAAAAAUCAUGCUUACUGCUUCAAUUUGUCAUCAACUGCCUGCACAAAAUUUUCCUGUAUGACACUCAUCGAUUUGUCAGCAAGGAAAGAGCUGAUGCUCUUAUGAUGCCCUUAGUUGAUCAGCUGGAGAAUAUGCUGGGAGGGGAAGAAAAGUACAAGGAAAGAGUGGUCACUCAUGUUAUCCCAUGUGUCGCUCAGUUUUCUGUUGCCCUUGGUGAUGAUUCUCUGUGGAAACCACUGAAUUAUCAGAUACUGUUAAAGACCAGGGACAGUUUGGCAAAGGUGAGGUUUUCUGCUCUGCUUAUGCUGUUGGAAUUAGCCAGUAAAUUGAAGGAGAACUACAUGCUCCUAUUACCAGAAGCCAUCCCAUUCCUGGCAGAGCUGCUGGAAGAUGAAUCUGAAGAAGUGGAGAACCAAUGCCAGAAAGUUAUUCAGCAACUCGAGGUCAUACUGGGAGAGCCACUGCAGAGCUAUUUUUGAAACAUCAAGUCACACAAUUGUUCAUAACAAUAUUGUUAUAUAUAGAUCUUCAAUGCAGAUUUCUGAUUUCUUUUGGAAUUUUGAAUGUAAGUGUUUUCCGCAAAUGUUAAUUAACAUCACAGGUGUGAUUUGAGCAGACAGAUUCUUAUCUCACUUGUGGUAAAAGAACUGAAUGCCAGCAGGUUGGGCAUCUAAAAUCUGGACAAUGUUUAUAUGUCGUAAUCAAGUGAUUUGACUUGUUUUAGGCACUAUGUGGGCUUUAGUUUGGAGGCAUCCCAAAUAGUUUGGAGGCAUCCCAAAUAGCUUUUACUGCAUCGACCAACAUUUGGUUUCCCUUUGAAAAUUCUGCUAAAGGAAUCAACAUUUAAUAAAUGAAUCAGAAACCA
Molecule: messenger RNA, 2003 nt
Organism: Callorhinchus milii (elephant shark)
Lineage: Eukaryota; Metazoa; Chordata; Chondrichthyes; Chimaeriformes; Callorhinchidae
Product: HEAT repeat-containing protein 1-like
Exons: 11
Coding region: 1-1617 (538 amino acids)
Biological process (GO): maturation of SSU-rRNA from tricistronic rRNA transcript (SSU-rRNA, 5.8S rRNA, LSU-rRNA); positive regulation of transcription by RNA polymerase I
Cellular component (GO): 90S preribosome; t-UTP complex; small-subunit processome
Molecular function (GO): snoRNA binding
Source: RefSeq, a predicted model, not a curated record